This is a messenger RNA of Eimeria maxima, 1338 nucleotides long. Its product is annotated as glycosyl transferase, group 1 domain containing protein, putative. The coding region runs from base 1 to 1338 and encodes 445 amino acids. Gene Ontology annotation, molecular function: GDP-Man:Man(1)GlcNAc(2)-PP-Dol alpha-1,3-mannosyltransferase activity; alpha-1,3-mannosyltransferase activity. Lineage: Eukaryota; Apicomplexa; Conoidasida; Eucoccidiorida; Eimeriidae. The transcript is spliced from 12 exons. The record is from RefSeq and is a predicted model, not a curated record.
AUGCCCACAAAGGCAAGACGAGUAGCCUUCUUUCAUCUCGAUUUGGGCGUUGGUGGUGCAGAGCAACUUGUUCUACAGACUGCUCUUCAGACACACGCAGUCUUUGAGGAGUCAUGGCGCUUGCCGUGUACAGUUGAUGUCUUCACCUCUUACUUCGAUACGGACAGAUGUCUCGAAGCAUCAAGAGACCCGAGGCUAAACAUACGGGUCUUCGGAUCGUUUUUGCCGCAUGCCAUUUUGGGGAGGUUUCGCGUUGCGUGCUCGAUCGUGCGUAUGCUGUAUCUUGUCCUUGCCGUCAUAGUCACAGGGCAUAUGGGGUAUGACCUUGUCUUUAAUGACCAGGUGGCAGUAGUGAAUCCACUUCUCCGCUUGAUUGGUAGGAAGGGUACAAACGGAGCUACGCGCAGCAAGAUUGAUGUUUUCGUUGAUAACUACUUUGUGCACCAGGUCAUUUUCUACGGCCAUUUCCCUGACCUCUUACUCGCGCGCCGCCACCCAUCGCUUCUGCGCCGCGUGUACCGUUACCCCUUUGACAAGCUCGAGUCUUGGACCACUGGAAUGUGUGAUAUGGUGUUGGUCAACUCCAAAUUCACUGCAGAAGCAUUCUCUCAAACAUUUUCAUCAUUUAGGAAGGCCAAGCCCCGAGUCUUGUAUCCUCCGGUCAGUAAGGAGGUGGAGGCCUUCCAGCUGCGCAGCGUUAGUGGCAAUGUCGAUGCUUCGUUCAGCCAGCUAGAAGGAUUCGAUCUGUCAGUACCAUUCGCGACGUCGCUAAACCGAUUCGAAGAAAACAAGAACGUCGAGCUUGCAAUAAGAGCCGUGGCAAGUCUUCCGGGGCACAUUAAAUGCAACUUGGUUAUAGCAGGAGGUUUCGAUCCGCGUUUACCGGAAUGCAAAUCGUAUUUCCACCGGCUAUUGAAGCUCUCUAUGGAGCUCAAUUUUCGCGUUCUUGGUUGUGAAGAUGCCGUAGACGCCAACGCAGCGGUGCCUUGUGAAGCAAUGUUCGUCGGUAUUCUUCCCGUGGCUUGCAAUACAGGUGGACCCCGAGAAACCAUCGUCGAUGGAGUUACAGGCUUCCUCUGCACUCCAACACCAGAGUGCUUCUCUGCUACUCUUGAACGCAUUUUGUUGCUGUCAUCGCAAAAUCCCGAAGAGCUGGCGGCCAUGUGCUCAAACGCUCAGGCGCAUGCAGCAAGAACAUUUUCACCAGAUGUAUUCCGCCGGUCCCUUAAAGCCAUUAUUGCAGACGUCACAGGGAUUUGUGAUAACAACUGUGUGGAACAUUCCCAGGAACUCGCACAGCGGGUGUGCACGGCUCGCAGGAAACGGCGCGUUGCCUAG